CUCCUUUCUUGUCCAGAUGAUUGCAGAACAAGCAGAACGAGAUGAUCUGAACAUUGCUAUGGACUCUCCUCUCUGUUGGUGACAGUGGAGUGAUGUUGCCAUAAACAGCCUGUUGGAUUGGUCUGUGUUUAUUCCCUAGAGACCAUAUUACAACCAAGACAAAGUAAAGGGUAUCGCAGAUGGGGCAGGAGCAUGAGUGAGUAGGAGGACCAAUCUGCUCUGCGGCAACAGUGGGACCCCAGCGGAACAGAAAUACAGGUGGCAAAGGAUCAAAAAUGGGGCUGAUUACACUCCUCUGUUUUGGGUGUUUAAUAUGGAUACAGCCCAGUCAAGCUCAAAACAAAGCUUGUAGCGGAAUGAACAUGUUUGAUCUUAUGUUUUUUGUUCAUUACUCCUCUGAGAUCAACUUUCAGCCGAUGAAAGACUUCCUGCAGAACUUCAUUGGCUUGAUUGACCCUGACCACGACAUAAAAAUGGGACUAGCUUUUUUACCUUCCCAGAGAGGGGAUUUCAACCUAACCAGAUACACCACCAGCAAUGACAUCCUCAGCAAAAUAAGAUCACUCAGGCCACGGCCGUCGCGGCGUUGGAACAUGGGUGGCAAUUUAAAGAAGUUCCUGACAGGGGCAUCGCGGUACUUCAGCGGGAAUGUUGGCGGGAGAUCCGCUCAGAAAGUCCCACAAGUGGCAGUCCUGCUCACUGACAAUGUCGGCACUGUCAGCCUCCGCGGUUCCAGCACCGACUUGCAUGUGGCCGGCGUCACGGUGUACGUGAUAAACAUCGGAACCAGAGACACGAAGAGCAAUCUGUUCUACGUUGCUUCUUAUCCCUACGAGAAGACCAUCAUUACUGUUGAUACUGUCCAGGAUCUGUCCCAGGUUUCGCAGGACCUGCUCAAAGACGGGUGCUAUCGCCUCAGUCACAAAUACAGAGACUACUGGGAGACAAGAAAGAUCAUUCAGAAACGUUGCUCCAAAAACAUGAGAGCUGACGUUUACUUCUUGAUCGAUGACUCCAGCACUGUUACCUUGGAGCAAUUCAAUGAGAUAAAGCGCUUUUUGAACAACACAGUGCAAUUAUUCCAGAUUCGAUUCGACGGAGUGCGAGCAGGAGUGGUCCAGUACGCAGCCAGUCCCGCGACAGAGAUUCAUCUACUCGACCACACCAACAAAACAGACUUGACCUGUGCGAUUUCUUACAUCGAGCAAAAGAAGCUUGAUGCUGAUAUCGCAAACGGUCUUCAAAAUGUGCUGAAAUAUUUCAGAAGUUCAAAAAGGGCAAACACGCCCCAGUAUCUUGUUAUUCUGAGGGAGGGUUACCAGAGAGCUGUGAAUAAGGUCAUGUUAGAAACUGCCACACGAGAGCUGCAUGACUUUGGAGUUGUUACAUACGCCAUCGGGGAAGACUCUAACACACUAGAAAAACUGGCGUCAUCGCCUGACAAAUAUUUCAGAAUAAGCGACUUUGCUUUUUUAAAAGAUAUUGAACUUCAGGUGGCCCAUGGGAUUUGUGAAUCAGCAGCAUUACGCAGCAGCGAAGCAGAUAUCAUCUUCUUGCACGACAGCUCUUAUUCAGAGAGCUUGCGGGACCAUGAGCUCAUGAAGGAAUUCAUGAAGGCAUUCAUGGAAAGCAUCACGAGCGAGCAGAACGGAAUCCGUGCAGCUUUGAUAGAAUACACUGAUGAAUUCCAGUACGUCUUCGACUUGGAGCCCAGGCUGACGCUGGAUGAAUACAAAAAUGCCAUUGACAGCGUGAGCCGGGCACCACGGGGCCCUCUGGCAGACGAGUCUCUCACAGUGCCAAGACUUUUUGACAAAGUCCCUGACAAAGAUCAACAUAUACUGGUUUUCAUAACAGAUGGCAAAUCUCACACGCAAUUAGCUCAGCUGGCUUCAGAUUUCCGUAGCUCUGGGACUGACGUAUAUGCCAUUAUGAACUCGGACGCAGAAAUGAGCAAUAUAGAGAACAUAACGGAAUCAAAGGCAAAAAUAUUUCAAUUGCACCAAAAUGUCUCCACCUUAGUAGACAGAAUGCACGAAGUAAUUCAAAAGGAGUGUCAGAACGCAGAUGUUGCUGAUAUAGUUUUCGCUCUGGAUGUUUCCUGGGAUGUGCAAGAGGAUGAUUUUGAACUCAUGAAGAAUUUCAUUAUUUCAGUAGCAAGCAGCUUUCUCAUAGGACAGUACAGCACGCAAGUCGGGGUCAUUCUGUAUGGAGCCAAUGCCCGCCAGGGUAUCGGUUUGGAUGAAUACAAAACCUUCAUGGAACUGGAGUCGGGGAUACGGAACAUGAACUUUGGUCAGGUUGACCGUAAUGGAAGAAACAUUGCUAUGGCGAUCCAGCUUGCCAGUGACUUGCUCUCCCGUAAAGGCCGCGAACAUUUCAGUGUUCCCCGGUUCAUCAUCACUGUCACUCACAAAGAUACCACUGAUUUGGUCCAGUUGAAAACUAUUUGUACACGGGUCCAAGAUUCUGGGGUGCACACUCUGGCUGUUGGGAUAGAUUACGCGGACACUGAAACUCUUAAGAUCAUCGGAGAGUCAGACAGCAGUUAUUUUUCAGUGAAAUCUUUUGACAAGCUGAAGUAUUUGUCUAGACAAGUCAUCCAAGAAAUCUGCAGUGCACCAUAUUGUAACAUCGCCCUGGUGGACGUCGCCUUCCUCAUCGAUGGAUCUGAGAGCAUUACGCCUGAUCAGUUUGAUCUGGAGAAAGAUUUUGUUAAAAGUAUAGUCAACAGCUUUGACAUUCAUGACCACGUAAGGGUCGGCUUAGCUACGUUUAGUGAAACGUGUGAUAUACAAUUUAACAUGAAAGCAUUCAACACCAGAUUGGAAUUUGCCCAAGAGGUAGACGCGGCUAAACCGAAAUACAAAGGUACGAACCUUGCGGUGGCCCUGAAUGGGUCAAGGCAAUUUUUUAUCCCAAGCAGAAGAAGGAAAGAUGUGAAGCCCCGUUUGAUUGUGAUGACUGACGGGGAUGACCGGAACCAAGAUAAAGAAAGGAUUUCACAGAUAGCUAAUCUCUUGCGCAAUGUGGAUGAUGUCACCAUUGUUGUGGUGGUUGUGGGAGAAUUCGUCAAUCCAGUCGUGCUGAAUCUGAUUGCUGGUGAAAGAUCAAACAUAUACAGGACAGUUUCACACAGCAACCUUAAAGACAUUGCACCAAGGAUAGUGAGAGCAAUUUGCGACGACCCUGAAUGCAUCAAACCUGUUCCACCUCCGACGGUUCCCCCGCCGCCCAACGACUGCCUGAUCGACAUCGCAGUGGGAAUCGACGUCGCAGGAGAGUCGGGAGAUCUCUUGCUGUUCUACCACCACCAGCUGCGUUUGAACCUCUUGCCGACACUGACGGCGCUCAACAAUUUGUUGCCAUCCACCUGCACAAAGCCGCUCAGCGUUCGAUUCGGGUUCCAUGUCCCUAACACAGACCCGCCCUUCGUCACCACCUUCCAGCCGCUGAGCGACGACAUCGUAAAGCAGCUGGAGAUGAGAGUUAUACGGGAGACCUCGCGACUGGACGCUCGCUACCUCCUUUCAUUUGGAGAAAAGUUCAGGAGAGAGUCUGACAGGAACACCUACAUACAGGUUAUAUUGCUCUUCACAGAUGGGCUGGAUGCUAGUUACGCAGAACUGAACACAGCAAUCGAGUCUCUCAGAAGGGAUGGAGUUCAGGGCCUCAUUACAGUGGCCUUGGAUGGGAUGUCGAAGGAGGCAAUUCAGGAGCUGCAUGCUAUUGAAUUCGGCCCAUUUGGGACUGGGUUCUGCUGCAGGGCUCAGCUCGUUAUCAGCGAGAUGAUUGCUGGCGCAUUGCACUCCGCGUUUGUCACCUUUGCAGAAGAAGUGUGCUGCAGUUGCUGCGUGUGUGUUGGCCCACCUGGUCCCAGAGGUCUCCCUGGAGUGGAGGGUGUUGAGGGCAGUAAAGGACAGAAGGGCAUGGAGGGACACACAGGAGAUGACGGGAUGCCGGGAGCGGUUGGGAAGCGCGGGGUGGACGGGCCUCCUGGUGACCAAGGCUGUGCAGGACACCGAGGCGUGAAGGGAAGCAGAGGAUUCACUGGAGAUAAGGGUGAAAAUGGAGUUGAUGGUUGGAACGGGAUCCAAGGGCAACAGGGAGAUCCUGGACUCGACGGACAUAAAGGCGCCAAAGGGGAUCGUGGAAGUCAGGGUAACGAAGGACCUCCAGGCCCACCGGGAGAUGAAGGAGAAAAGGGUUUGCCAGGAGAACCAGGGACACCAGGGUCCAAUAACAAUGUCCCUGGACCAAAGGGAGACCUGGGUAGAGCUGGAUAUGAUGGUGAUUCCGGUCCAGAUGGGUCACCGGGCCAAAGAGGAGAACCAGGAAAUAAAGGCAAGAGUGGUCAAAGAGGACCCGAAGGCAUAUUGGGGACCCAAGGAGAAAAAGGUGCUGAAGGUUUGCAGGGUGAGCCGGGAUUCAGAGGCGAGCAGGGCUUAACGGGAGUCCCAGGAGCCAAGGGAGAACCUGGAGACAUGGGAUGGAAAGGUCCACAGGGCGCCGGCGGACUUCAGGGGAACAAAGGCAGCAAGGGCAACCGUGGAAGGGCAGGUCAAAAGGGUCAGCCUGGGCUGCCGGGUGAAAAAGGAAACAUCGGCAACAUGGGGUUUCGAGGAGAACCAGGUACUGAUGGAUUGGGAGUACCUGGAACUCCAGGGCCAAAGGGGCGCAAAGGAACCUCUGGCAGCGAUGGCCAUGUCGGGCUAUGGGGAGAAGUUGGAGAAAAGGGUUCACCUGGAGAUAUGGGUCCCAAAGGCCAUCAAGGAACCAUGGGCCUGAGCGGACAAAAAGGUGUGAAGGGGGACCCUGGUGAGCCAGGUUAUCCCGGCCGGAGGGGACCUAAAGGAGGCCCGGGAACCCCAGAACGAACCGAGUGCAGCCUUCUGGAUUUUGUACGGGACAACUGUGCUUGCCAAGGAAUUCAACACUUUAACGUCCCAGCUUCAAGAUUUGACCCCAGAUUACCAAUAUUCCCAGGCUGCCACAUGUGUCCAUCUCAACCGCUUGACCUGGUGAUCGCCUACGACAUGUCCAGUGAGGUGCUGGAGUUUCAGCUCAAUAACAUGAAGAGCCUGAUCACACGGAUCAUAGAGGACAUGAAAAUCAGCGAGAGCAACUGCCCGGCCGGUGUCCGCCUGGCCAUAAUGUCCUACUCGGACACGGCGAAGCAGGUCAUUCGCUUCAGCGACUACCUCACUAAAGGCACCUUGCUGCGGCUGGUGAAUGAGAGGGUGCUGUACGAGAGGACCAGCAGGCAGCGGGACCUGGGGGAGGCCAUGACGUACACCGCAAAGCACAUGUUCAAAAGGACCCGUGGUGGAAGCCUGGUGACAAAGAUGGCCAUCUUCAUGACAAGAAUGUAUAUGGGACGAGGGGAUUUCGCAAGAAUCCUGACCACAGAACAGCAGCUGUACACAGCAGCCAUGGAGCUGUAUGCAAAUGACAUCACCCCAGUGAUCGUCACCUCGGUGUCACCGGAGACAGAACUCACCGAUGCAUUCUUGAACUUUCCGGGACGAUACGGGAUCAUAAGUGACAGCAGUGAGGAGCAGAUAAUGGGACGUCUGCGAGCUUGCUUUCUGUGUUACGAUUCCUGCCACGCAGACCCGACGUGCCCAGCGGAACGGCACAGCCCUGUCAACGUCGAUGCCGACGUCCUCUUCAUGCUGGACAGCUCAGACAGCAUCAGCGAGGUGGAGUACCAACAGGCUCGCGGAUUCCUUUACAACAUGGUGGACCAGUUUGGACCCUCGGGUGCUUCACCAAGCCCCCUUCUUACUGGAGCGAGAUUCGCCCUCGUCCAGCACAGCGGGGUCGUGCCUAGGAGGAAGAACCCCAUUGAAGUGGAGUUCGACUUUCAUAAAUUUGCAGGCAAACUGGAGGCCAUGAAGAAUCACAUCCACCAUCUCACUAGGCGCAUCCACGGCUCCUCCGCCUUAGGGCUGGCUCUAGACUAUGUGAUAGAAAGACUCUUUGAUAAACAGACCACAACAACAACCUCUAACAAGGUUAUAUUCAUUAUUUUGGGUGGAGCGGGUGACCACCGAGACCCUAGACUGAAAGAGAUCGCCCUCAAGGUGAAGUGCGCUGGGUACAUCAUCUUCACCCUCUCCCUGGGGUCCAAGACCAGGUACAGGGAGCUCUACACCAUGUCAAGCAUGCCGAUCAGCGCACACUCCUGUCAACUCGAUGCGGCAGGUGACGAUGAUAUAAGUUACGCUCUUCGCUUCGCCAUGUCCUUCUUCAGCUUUCUGCCAAAGAGGCCCAGUACUGACCCUCACUGGAGGGUGGAGGACUGCGACUUUACAACAACCGACGAUGUGUCAGGGUUCGAUGUUUUAUCAGACGGCGCACACAUGGAGGCCGAAGACAUUCCCAAGCAGGCCAUUAAUGCAGAACUGGACUUUGUCCAACCUGAGCCAGAUAAACAGCUCCCAGCUAUGCUGCAUGUCCAGCAGCCAGACAGCCCCUCGCAGCUGGACACUCGGCCUCAAGAUGUUGCCAAAAUGGCGAACGGUCUCCCGGGUGAGCUGGCGGAGGUGCGCGAGGGCCCGCGGGAAGUGAAGCCCCAGAUGGCUGCGUCUGAGCUGAGCCCCACAUCCAAAUUGAGCCCAGUCGUGAGACAGAGCUCUGAGCUGGUAGGACGACAGGGCCAGACACUCCCACGAACUUCCGCCCGCUGCCUGCAGAACAAGGAUAACGGCAGGACAUGCAGAAGAUCACAGGCCAUCCAGUGGUUCUACAACCGGCACGUGAAACGGUGUGCCGUCUUCUGGUACAGCGGGUGCGACGGCAAUGGGAACAGGUUCCCCACACAGGCGGCCUGUCGUCAGCUCUGCGUCGCCCAAAGAUCGCAUGUGUGAUUCCCGGGGUGCCUUCGCCUGCUGAGCCUUACCAGAAUCUUUUACUGCCACCUUGUGGCAGAGGAUUGAAGUGACACCAACCCUCUCGGCGCUGGUCCGAACGGGCCACACCCCAUCCGCCUUUCCAGGCUACAUUCCAGGCCAAGUAACUAUUAUUCUUUUGAAGUAACAAUGUUUGAGGCACCCUGAAGCAAUUUGGACUGAGAAUCACAGUGAUUGGCUGCAUGGGAAUUGGGUC
This is a messenger RNA of Brienomyrus brachyistius, 7110 nucleotides long. RefSeq names its product collagen alpha-6(VI) chain-like. Gene Ontology annotation, molecular function: serine-type endopeptidase inhibitor activity. The record is from RefSeq and is a predicted model, not a curated record. The coding region runs from base 276 to 6872 and encodes 2198 amino acids. The transcript has 39 exons. NCBI's taxonomy places the organism in Eukaryota, Metazoa, Chordata, Actinopteri, Osteoglossiformes, Mormyridae.